AUGACACAAGACAGGCAGGCAACAACAGUCAAUGAUGUCAGUGGAAAGACUCUACAUCCUCCUACUUCUUUACUUCAGCCGUUGUGUUGUUGAGGCGACUUCAUCUUCGUGCUUCACUGAUGGAUGUCGACAUGGAAACGGUGGACUAAGAUGUCAGUCAUGCUACGUUGGUUGCUAUGGAGCAAAGUGCACCAUCCCAUGUAAUGACAACUGUCACACAGACGGGUGCAACAGAAUCACUGGGGAAUGUUUUACAUGUAAGCGAGGAUAUUAUGGACGAGACUGUAAUGUGACAUGUCCGAAAAUAUGUUCUAGCAUCAAAGCGGUCACGAAUAUCUGUGACCGCCAUACUGGUGCUUGUUCGGAAACCUGUGACGGAGGAUUGACUAGUGAACACUGCAAGGAUCAGGUCUGUAACAAAGAAACCGGUCGAUGUAUCCUUGGCUGUCAGGAAACUUGGACAGGAGAAUACUGCAACAGAACAUAUGAUACCUGCCUUAAUGCAAGAUGCAGCUGGACCGGAUAUUGUCUCCUUGGUUGCAAACCGGGUUUCUAUGGAAACAUGUGCGACAAAACGUGCCCUCGAUGUUGGACCAGUGGCUGUGACAGAGGAACUGGUAUAUGUGAACAGUGCCGUCCAGGUUAUCGAGGAAGACACUGCAACCACUACUGUUCUGAAACGUGCUACAGAGGCAGGGAUGGACACAGGCAUUGCGAUCGUUACAACGGGAACUGUCUGGAGGGUUGUGAAGUAGGAUGGCACGGUCAUCGUUGCGCCACUCGGUGCAGCUCCUCCUGCAACUCGUCUCGUUGUUACAGCCAUGAUGGUGCCUGUGUAGAUGGCUGUAAGUCUGGUUGGCAUGGCAAACAUUGUCUGACGCCCUGCAGUACAACGUGCAAGGAAUCACUGUGUGCCAGUCAAGAUGGUUCUUGUACCCGCGGCUGUGUAAGGGGUUACCAUGGAAAUCACUGUCACAGGAAAUGUAUCAAUUGUACAAAUGAUGAAUGUGACCAGUAUGGGAGAUGCAGAUAUUGUCUAGACGGAUGGAGAGGAGAGAAGUGCGGACUCCGAUGUCCCAGCGGCUGCCACACAUGUGAUGAAGACGGCGUCUGUGUGUCUAACAGUUUGACCAAGAGAGUGUCGGAUCAAGCCCACGACUCACGUCCUGAUGGUCACACCGACACAUCAUCAGGAUCAGGCGACCAACUCACCUACACAUAUGUUUUGUGUUCCCUUCUUCCAGCCAUGCAAAUUGGAUAAUGCUGGAGUGUGUUUGUCUGACGGCUUUAAACAAGACAAUGUUGGAUCCAUGAGAUGAUCUCCAUGCCGAUCCUCAUAUCACAUCAUCAACCUCAAGCGGCGCACACGCCUACACAUAUCUCUUAUGUCCCUUUCGUCUAGCGAUGUACGUUUAUUGGAUAAUGAUGGUGUGUGUUCGUCUAACAGUUUAACUCUUUCAAUACGACGAAAAAUGUUCACAGCUGCACAUAUAUCCUAAGGACGUGAUGUCACGUCCAGUCAUCUACAACCCUUGCAUACGACCAGAUAUUUCCAGCUGUAGCCUCUGAAUUCGAUGGACGAGAUAUGACGUCGGAUUUUCCAUACGAGGGAUUUGAUAACUCGAUCGUCUACUCAUACUA
Haliotis rubra (blacklip abalone) is the source of this 1641-nucleotide messenger RNA. Its product is annotated as multiple epidermal growth factor-like domains protein 10. Gene Ontology annotation, molecular function: scavenger receptor activity. The record is from RefSeq and is a predicted model, not a curated record. Bases 32 to 1261 code for a protein of 409 amino acids. NCBI's taxonomy places the organism in Eukaryota, Metazoa, Mollusca, Gastropoda, Lepetellida, Haliotidae. The transcript is spliced from 2 exons.